AUGUCUGACGGGGCAGACCAAGAAACAGGGGCAGCUAUCACCCCGUCCGUUACUCAGGAUGCGAACACGAGUAGCGAAGAAACGAACUCAGGCAGCACCAGUCCCCAGUCUAGCCCGCCGCACGCUCAAAACGGUGCGGCUGCCGCGACAUUGACCGCGACCACUUCAGCCAGCACUUCGGCUUCGGGCUCCGGAGCGAGCUCGACGGCGCAACAGGCGUCGACGAGCAUCACAAAUACCGCGAAUCAGGAACAGUCUGUACGACGCAGGGUGAAGCUGUAUUUACUUAAUGCCGAACGGCAAUGGGAUGAUAAGGGAACGGGGUACGUGAGCUCCCCUUACGUCGACGCUCUGGGAGGAAUUUCACUUGUUGUGCGCGCUGAGAUCGAUGCCUCUCUCUUGUUGGAGUCGAAAGUUCAACCUGAGACCGCCUAUCAAAGACAGCAAGGAACGUUAAUUGUGUGGUCGGAAGGUGACAACUAUGAUCUCGCGCUAAGUUUCCAAGAGCGAGCGGGCUGCGAUGAAAUCUGGAAAACGAUCUGUCAGAUUCAAGGUCGCGAUCCGUCGGUCGACAUCACACAGGAGGUUGUAGAAAGCGAAGACGAAGGCCAUGAAGGCCAAGUCGCCCUCCAUACGACGUCGCGGACGAUGUUGCCCACUUGUGAAAUCAGUCAUUUACCAGACAUCAGCAAAAUCCUUCAAGAAUGUCUUCCUUUCCCCAUGCGGAGAGACAGCGUCGCUAGCGCGAUCGAGUCCGAGGACUAUAUUACAAAGCUUCUCGAUCUCUUCACGGUUGUCGAAGAUCUCGAGGACUUGGACUCGCUCCACACGCUGUACAACAUUUUCAAGUCGAUCUUCCUGCUGAAUAAAAACGCGCUGUUAGAUAUGAUGUUCACUGAAGAAAACAUAAUGCAGGUCGUCGGUGUUCUCGAGUACGAACCGAACAAGCCUCGGAUACGACAUCGGGAAUAUCUGAACGCGACAGCCAAAUUCCACCAGGUCAUUCCGUUCUCAGACCCUGAGCUGACGUCAAAAAUUCACCAAACCUACCGCGUGCAGUAUAUUCAGGAGGUGGUUCUCCCCACGCCCUCGAUUUUCGAGGAGAACAUGCUGGCCUCUCUGAGUAGUUUCAUCUUUUUCAACAAAUCCGACAUCGUAACGAUCCUCCAAGAUGAUCGCAACUUUCUAGACCAGCUGUUUACGCAGUUGAAGCAGGACACCUCUAUCGAGCAGAAACGGAACCUCGUCCUCUUCCUGAAGGAGUUCUGCAAUUUCUCACAGACGUUACAACCGCAAAGUCGAGAGCCGUUUUUCAAAACACUUUUUACAUUGGGUAUUCUGCAAGUUAUCGAAUGUACCCUGCAGAGUGAAGAUUCUAUAAUCAAGUCUGCCUCCAUCGAUAUCCUCUCUUAUCUAGUUGAUUUCUCAACUGCAAUGGUUCGGCAGUACUGUUUGGAACAGUAUCAGAGCUGUUCGGAGAGACUUCUCAUGGAAAUAAUUUUGAAACAAAUACUGGCCGACCCGGAACCGGACGUGGGCGUAUCCGUUCAGUUGAGUGGUAUCCUCCGAAUGCUCCUCGAUCCUGAGACGUUUGUGCCAACGGAAAACAAGAACUCCUUCCUCACCGGCUUCUACAAGUACUCAAUGCACGUGUUGACCGAUCGAAUCCUCGAGCAUCAGAAGACACCACCCACGCCGCCCAAAGCGUCACUACUGGCGCACAUAAUCGAGUUCCUGAGCUUCUGUGUGGAACAUCAUACAUACCAUAUCAAGAACUAUAUUCUGCACAAGGACCUUCUGAAGAAAGUACUCGAAUUCAUGAAGUACCGAAAUCCCCAUUUGGCGCUGUGUGCUCUCAGGUUUGUUCGAAGAAUCAUUGGUCUCAAGGAUGACUUCUACAAUCGUCACAUUACGGUGAAUUGUCUGCUGCGGCCCGUUGUCGAUGCAUUGAAACGCAAUAGCGGACGUUACAAUCUGCUCGAUUCGGCGAUCAUCGAAUUGUUCGAGUUCAUUCGUAGCGAGGACAUUUCGCUGCUCGGCAUCCACGUCGUGGAGCAGUAUGCUGCGGAGCUCGAAGACAUAAGUUACGUGAAAACGUUCAGGGAGCUCCGGUCGAAGUUCAACGAGCAAGGUGAUCGGACUCGCAUGAAAAUGCCCUCAGUGAACGACGUCGGUGGAAUGAUGAGCGCGGCGGAACUUCGCUACAAGCGUGAUCCACGUCAGCUUGACGAAGACGAGGAAAAAUGGUUCGAAGCCGAGGACGAUACGCUGACGACGACAACGACGAACAUCAGCGACCUCGAGGAGCGGCUGGCGUUGGACGACGGAGCGCCUCGUCAAGAUGGACUCACCGCCGUCAAGCUCGUCGACUAUCCGGACGAAGACAGCGACGACGAACAACCUCAGCAGAGCACCUCAACGCAGCACAACAACGGCGGUCAGUUCCGUGCCGAGGACGAAGCGGACGACGAGGACGAAGACCCGCCCUCAAAACGUCUGAGACAGGACGCUGAGGACGACGAGGAGAAAGCCAAGCCCGAAGAGCUCACCCCGACGCGGAGGAGACGGCGCGCCUCAAGGGACGAUGAAAACGAGGAGGAAAACGAUCGGCGUAAGCGGAUUCGUCAUCAUCGGGAUCCGCAAGCCGAUGACGUCGAAGAAGACAGUGACGAAGACGAGGUUGAAGACGAAAGUGAUGACGAUGAGGAGGACGAUGAUUCGGACGCGAACUCCGGUAGCAAAGACGGUAGCGUGAGAGCCGCUAGUGAAAUAUCAUCUUCCGAAGAGGACAGCAGAACGACGACAACGACAGACAGCGAAGAUGGCGAGAGGAACGUGAACGUCGACGACCAGGAACACAGCAACAUUCUCAACCGCACACAACAACAGCCUCAACAAACGCCGCAGGAUCAGCUGCACCUACCAACGCCCGAUCAGGAACAACGCGAGUCUCGGAAAGAUCAACAAGACCCACGCCAGGAACAGACAUCUCUCCUAGAGGAUAAUCAGGAGAGAAAAGCAUCAUCGACAGGAGCUCAACGGGAAGAAGGAGAUAAAUUGCUACAGGAGAAGGACAUAAGCUCACAAGACACACAACCAAAACAGGAUCAGGAACACCGGGCUCAACUCGAAGUAGAACGUAGUCCACCGCCAUCCCAACUAGAACAACUACAGCAACAACAAAAACAACUAACGGAACAACAACAAAUACAACAAUAG
Galendromus occidentalis (western predatory mite) is the source of this 3219-nucleotide messenger RNA. RefSeq names its product serine/threonine-protein phosphatase 4 regulatory subunit 3 flfl (gene flfl). Lineage: Eukaryota; Metazoa; Arthropoda; Arachnida; Mesostigmata; Phytoseiidae. The transcript is spliced from 6 exons. Gene Ontology annotation, molecular function: protein phosphatase activator activity. The record is from RefSeq and is a predicted model, not a curated record. Gene Ontology annotation, biological process: protein dephosphorylation; DNA damage response. Bases 1 to 3219 code for a protein of 1072 amino acids. Gene Ontology annotation, cellular component: nucleoplasm; protein phosphatase 4 complex.